Symbiodinium necroappetens is the source of this 8514-nucleotide messenger RNA. NCBI's taxonomy places the organism in Eukaryota, Dinophyceae, Suessiales, Symbiodiniaceae. The record is from the annotation of a GenBank genome assembly.
AUGCAGGCGAUGCUGGCGGAAAAAGUGUCCAGCGCGAAGUUUGCCGUUGCCAUAUCGCAAUACAACAAGCGGGUUAUUCUUGAACACUGCGCAACUGUCGAUGCUGAAAAGGUAAAGGUGGUGCACUGUGGUGUGGAUCUUUCCAACUUCAAUCUGGUGCAGGCUGAAAAGACCGGUACCUGCCAUGCCCAUGGCUCAUUGCGCAUUGAUGAGGCGGACGGUGUUAUCAAUAUCGUCUGCAUUGGCACCUUGCAUGAAGUUAAAGGUCAGGCCUUUCUCAUCAGAGCGUGUGCACAGCUCGAACAGACCAACUGGCAGUGCCAUCUGAUUGGCGAUGGUGAAGAUCGGGCGGCACUGGAAUCUCUUGCGGCGACGUUAGGGGUAACAGAUCGCAUGGUUUUUCAUGGUCAGUGCACUAGAGAAAAAGUCCGUGAACUGUUGAAACGAAUGACCAUAGCCUGCGCGCCAAGUGUGCCUACGCAAGAUGGCCGGCGGGAAGGUAUCCCGGUUGCGUUGAUGGAGUCUGCGGCUGCUCAGCUGCCGCUGGUGGCCAGCGAUUUGUCAGGCAUCCCGGAACUGGUUGUGCACGAACAAACCGGAUUGCUUACGGCUGUCGCCGAUGUUGACUGUCUUGCCGCUGCGCUUUCCCGUCUCGCCCAGGAUGUCGGCUUGCGCAAUCGACUCAGUGAAGCGUGCCGCAAAAAAAUCGAGCAGGAGUUUUCGCUCACCAGCAAUGUCGCAAUGUUACAAAAACUAAUGCUCGAACCGGUGAUAUUGCGCGAGCACAUCACACCGUCGGUAGACCUUGUUAUCUGUGCGCAUAAUGAAGCGGAUGCUAUUGAAGCGAAAAUACAGAACGCUCUGGCCCUGAACUAUCCUCAGGAUGCGUUAACCAUCUGGGUGGCCUCUGAUGGAUCAACUGACGCUACCGUGGCGCGGGCCAGCGCAUUCAUUUCUUCCCGGGUACACGUGUUGGAUUUACCGCGUGGUGGUAAAGCCGCAGCGCUGAAUCAUAUAGUCGGUCUGGGUGAGGCCGAAGUUGUUGCUUUUUCAGACGCCAACAGCAUGUGGCAGGAUGAUGCGUUACUGGCGCUGGUAUCCCCGCUGGCUGAUCCGGAUGUCGGCGGAACCGCGGGAGAUCAACGCUAUGAAAAGGCAUUCGCGCAGAACAGCGGUGAGCGCGGCUACUGGAGUUUCGAUCGUGUGUUGAAAUCCUGGCAGAGCCGGGCAGGCAAUGUCAUAUCCGCUACGGGUGCAAUCUAUUGCGUGCGGCGUGCGCUGUUUGAACCGGCACCUGCGGAUGCAACGGAUGACUUCAUGGUUUCCACCGCAGUAAUAGCUGCGGGCAAGCGCCUGGUGUUUGCAGAGGAUGCGGUUGCGGUUGAGCCCGCAGCCGCAGCUUCGGGUAUCGAGUUUCAACGUAAGGUGCGUGUCAUUUCGCGUGGUUUGCGCAGCGUUUGGUAUCGCCGGGCGUUGAUGAAUCCCGCUACCCAUGGUCUGUAUGCCUUGGAGCUGCUUGUGCAUAAGCUCUGGCGCAGUUUUACCUUCACUGCAGUCCUGGCUUUGUUUUGGUCGCCGGUUCGUGAGCCGCUCAGGUUCCCGUUGUUUCUGGUGCUGGCGAUGGUGCUUCUGGUGUUGCACGCGUUGAGCGCUCUGGGUGGUAUUCGCCCCCAUGAGUCGCUUGCGAUAGUAAUUGACUGGGCGUUAGAAGGUGUUCUGCUGGCCGCAUUGAUUGUCAAUGUGCUGCGCAGUAAAAAUGAUGUGAUUGCGGCGGUGAAAGCAUUAGUGCUGGCUGGGUUUGUCAUGGGUGCGGUUGUGAUCACCCAACAAUUGACGGGUGCAACUGACAAUAACUUCAUGGGGUUCGGUCAGCUUGAUUCGGCCAUGGUCAGUGAUUCAGGUCAACUGCAAACGCGUCUGGCGGGUCCGAUUGGCGAGACUAACCGGUUUGCGCAGAUCAUGGCGGUGUUGAUUCCGUUAGCCGCAGCGCUCGCGUUUAUCAGCACCGGUGCAAUGCGCUGGUUCUACUGGCUGGCAACCCUGGUAAUCAGUGGGGGUAUGGCUCUGGCGUUUUCCCGGGGUGCAAUUGUGGCUCUGGCAUUGGCGGCUCCGUUUGCUCUGGCUUUCAGGUUUAUUCAGCUUCGGCACUUGCUGCUUGGUGCCUUCGGUGCACUUGUAUUGCUCGCUCUGCUGCCCCAUUACGCUGAACGAGUGGUCAGCAUCGGGCAGGUUGCCGUGCAAUCGCUGGGUUUGUCUCCUGGCGGGUUGCGUAACGCAGAUGGUGCGGCGCGCGGCAGGAUGACCGAGAUGAUGGCAGCGGGGCUGGUGUUUGUUGAUCAUCCUAUCCUGGGUGCUGGCCCCGGCAUGGCACAGGUCCACUAUCCAAAAUAUGCCGCCAAGGCUCAGACCGCAGACAUGACCGAAAACGCUGGUACGGGCCAGCAGGAUACCCAGCGUCAGCUCCGUGGCUCCGGGCUGUUGCUGCUUGGGCGGCUUGGCUCAAAAGUUAUUAAUUUUGGGGUCCAGGUUGCCAUUGUCCGCAUCCUUACUAAGGAUGAUUUUGGCGCUUUUGCCUACGGGCUUGCGAUUGUGGCUGCGGGUGAGCUGCUGGUUAAAAUCGGCCUCGGUCAGGGCGCAAACCGGUUUAUUCCUUAUCAUUUUGAGAGGCGCGAAUAUCCGGAGAUGCUGGGUAUUCUGGCCGCGGUCACGGCCAUGAUUGUGGGGUUGGGUUUGGUCGGCUGGUUGGCUUUGUUAUGGCUUUCGCACGGUCAGGUCAGUGGCUUCCCAUCCGCAAGCGGUGCGUUGGUGGUGCUGAUCAUUGCGUUUCUGGCGCCGUUGCAGGCGUUUGAUUCCAUCAUGGUCCAGACGCUGGCCUGUUUUUCCAAAGCCAGACAGAUUGUGAUCCGCAAACACGUCAUCGGACCGGGGUUGCGCGUUGCGGCAGUUGCGUGUGCUUUUUUUGCCGGUGGUAGUCCGGCCGUGCUCGCGGCAGCGUACCUUUUUGGUGGUGUUGUGGGCGUGGUGCUGUGUACCACGCUGGUGUUCAGACAGUUGUAUGUGCAUAACAUUUUGCCCCUGACGCCGUCUCUGUGGCGCGUACCCUGGGCGCCGUUGUUGCGGUAUUCGAUUCCGCUGAUCAGUAACGAUGUGGUGUUCAUUACCCUGACCGGCGUGACCACUGUGCUGUUGAUGUCGACCGGUGGCGAAGCUGCUGUGGCGGCUAUCCGUUCCGUCGCUCCUGCUGCGGCGUUAAACAUGCUGGUGGCGCAGAGUUUUGUCAUUCUGUUUCUACCCAGUGCUACCCGGUUGUUCGCGCGCGAAGACAAGGCAGGUCUUAGCCACCACCACUGGGAAUCUGUUGCCUGGGUGGCGGUGUUGAGUUUCCCUCUGUUUGUCAUGACGUUUGCGAUUGCACCGGCACUGGUGCCUUUGUUGUUUGGUAGUGCAUAUGCUGAUUCUGCAGUGAUACUUGCAAUCCUGGCGCUGGGGAGUUUUGCGUCGGUUCUAAUGGCGUUUAACGGUGAGAUCCUGCAGGUGGUUCACAAAACCAAGCCGUUGGUCUGGUCUAAUCUUCUGGUCAUCAUCACAUCUGUGCUGUUAGCGCUGUGGCUAUGUCCGCCGCUAGGUGCGCUGGGUGCCGCGAUUGCGGUGACCGUUGCGCGGAUACUGGGCGUUGCUGCCAGACAGUUGUUUCUGGUGCGAUCAGACGUCAUUGGGCCGGUACCACGCACAUUGAAAAUGAUCUGGUUGCGCCUGACGAUUCUGUCGAUGAUUACCGGUCUGAUCGGUUGGGUGUGGCAACCAAACGUAUAUGUUCAAUUACUCACUGUUGGUAUUGCCUGCUUAUGGCUGUUGCGCGCCUGUGCUCGGACGCUGAACAUUGCCAAUACAUUUCCUGAAGUGUUGCGCAUCCCCUGGCUUGCGAAACUGGUCAGCGCAUGCAUCUGGAUCUCCGCAGCGGAAGUGAUGCAACUUGAUACUCAGGGCGAAGCCUGGCAGUCCGUGGUUGACUGGGCCAACAGACCGCUGCGCAGGCCGUCGCUGGCAGAUCAGAACAAUCCAGGUAACGUUCAAACCAUGGCCUCGGCGUUGUAUGCGGUACGCACCGGGGAUGCAGAAAUGCGGCGCCGUGUUGAGCAGACGCUGACAGAUAUUCAAGGUACUGAAAAGAACGCCACUGCGCUGGCCCUGUCCCGCGAGCUUGCGGCUUACGUCAUAGCGGCCGACCUUAUUCAGCUCCGAGGUGAGUCCCGGCGCCGCUUUGAUCAGUGGUUAGAACAUAUGCGCCAUGCGCAGUUCAAAGGCCGUUCAAUAAGCAGCACCCAUGAAGACCGGCCGAAUAACUGGGGCACCCAUGCAGGAGCGACACGCAUCGCGCUGGCAAUCUAUCUGCAGGAUAAAGAAGAGCUGCAGCAGGCGGCUCAUGUGUUUAAAGGCUGGCUUGGUGAGCCUGAUGGCUGGCGCGGGUUUGAAUUUGGUGAGACCUGGUGGCAACCCUGGGGUUUUCGUAAUUAUGGCAUCAAUCCUGCGGGUGCAAGGUUGUGGGGACACUCUAUCGAUGGUGUGUUGCCGGACGAUCAACGUCGCGGCGGGCGGUUUCACUGGCCUCCACCGAAAGAAAACUAUGUUUACGAGGCACUUCAGGGUGCUGUUGCGCAAGCCGUCAUGCUGGAACGCCAAGGUUUUGAGCCAUGGGCUUGGGGUGAUCAGGCUUUGUACCGCGCGUUUAAAUGGUUACACGAACAGGCUGAGUUCCCAGCGGUGGGAGAUGACAUCUGGAUGCCUCAUGUGAUUAACCAGGUUUAUGGCAGCCAGUUUCCCGCACCUGUACCCAGCACGCCGGGUAAAGCAGUAGGCUUUACCGAUUGGACCUAUAGGUGGCCGCAAGGUGCACUUGAAUCGGUGAAUCAGCCUGAUACGCAGAAAUACCUCGACCAGGCAUUUGCUUUACGUCCAGGCGAAGGGGUCACCUACGGCCUGGUUCUGAUCCAACGCGGCAAGCUGGUAUAUGAACGGUAUGGACAUGGCGCUAACGAUGGCUACCUGCAGUACUCCUGGUCGAUGGCAAAAAGUUUUGUGCAUGCCCUGGUUGGGUUGUUGGUCCUGGACGGGAAGAUUGACAUCUUGCAACCUAUCCCUGUACCUGAAUGGCAGAAUCAGGACGACCCCCGGCGGCUUAUAACGUGGCACGAUAUGUUGCGCAUGCGCGAUGGGUUGGAUUUUGUCGAAGACUACGUCGAUGACGGCGUAUCUGAUGUGAUUAACAUGCUGUUUGCUCAGGGUCGCAGCGAUGUAGGGGCUUAUGCGGCGGGCCGCGCCGCAAAAUAUUUGCCUGGAGAGCGAUUCAACUAUUCCAGCGGUACAACAAAUAUCAUCUGUCGAGAGCUGGCCAGGAUUGUAGGCGAUGGGCCAACCGGGAUGCUGCGGUUUAUGGAGCAACGGCUUUUUACUCCGCUGGGCAUGCGCUCACCAACGCCGAAGUUUGACGCUGCGGGUACGUUUAUAGGGAGCUCCUAUCUCCUGGCGACACCACAGGAUUUUGCUAAGUUCGGUCUGCUGUAUCUGCGCGGCGGCGUCUGGGAUGGGCAGCAGAUUCUCCCGUCGGAGUGGAUCGACUACGCCCGCACUUCUACGUACACAGACCCUGAGCAGGGUUACGGCGCGCAUUGGUGGUUGUAUCCGGAACGCCCGGGUUGGUUUUAUGCCUCUGGCUACGAUGGCCAGCGUAUUCUUCUGGUGCCGGAAAAGGAUCUUUUGGUAGUGCGGUGUGGACGCACCGAUGCGGAACAUGAGAGCACAGCGUCUUUCUUCCCUCGUAACGAGGGCGUAAAGAACUGGUUGCAGGGUAGUUGCUGCGCUACAACCGAUUGGCAUAGUGCUUGCACUCUUCGUGCUUGCAAAGUGACAUUGGUCAUACGCUGGUCUUCACAGAAGGCUGGUAACUCAAAAAAUAAAAACUUGGGGGAAGAGAUAGUGUUUGUAAUCCGCAAACGUACGUUGCGUGAUGCUGCGUUGGCCGUUCUAUCGGUCGCCAUGAUCAUGUCUGUCAGCCUUCGCGCUGGCGCUGAAGAAGCCGAAGAAGAAUUUAUGGAGGAGCUGGUUGUUACCGGUGACCUUCGCAGUCUUCCUGGUGAGAGUGUUGAAUCUGUAUUCGGCUUUGAUAAAUCUUUGCUUGAGCUGCCUCGCUCAGCGUCCACGGUGUCCUGGGAGCAGAUCGAGCGCUUCAACAUCAAAGAAAUUGAUGAACUGGUCGCGCUUGCACCGGGCACCUUUACCCAGUCAUUCUUUGGUGUAGCGGGUGGUCUGGACAUUCGCGGUACGCCUGGCGAAACUUAUUUCCGCGGCAUCCGCCGUCUGGAUAACCCAGGUAACUAUCCGACACCGAUUGGCGCCGCAGACCGCAUUGAUAUCGUGCGUGGCCCAGCCUCGCCGAUUUUUGGCCCAUCCAAAAUUGGCGGUUUCAUGAAUUUUACGCCCAAGUCCGGGCGUGCAGCUUCAGGUCAGUAUCUGACAGACAACGAAGGUGCGAUAUCCAUGACAACUGGUAGCUGGAACAAAACAGUGCUCACCGCGGAAGUGGGUGGCCCUGGCUCCAUAGCGGGCAAAGACUUCGGCUACUACGUCUACGGUGAAGUAGAAGAUUCCGACAGUUACUACGACAACACAGCAACCGAUCAGACCUUGUUGCAGGCAUCAUUCGAUAUGGAUGUGAAUGACAGGCUGCGCAUCCAGGUUGGCGGUAUGUACCACGAUUACCAGGGUAACCAGGUAGCGGGCUGGAACCGUGUGACCCAGGAUCUUAUCGACAAUGGCACCUACAUCACCGGUACUCCGAUACCUCUGGAUACCAACGGUGACGGCUCCAUUUCUCAUCAGGAGUUUGAUGCGAACAACGAUGGUUUCACAGACAUCAAUCCUUUCCGGUUUGAUUUCCUGUCCAGCCCGGAAGACCUUGGUUUGCCACCAGGCACUGAUUUUGGUGGUGGCUUGAUUCCAGGCAGUCCUGAAACCCUGGCUGAUCUGGAAGCAUUGGUAGGCGAUCUGUCUUUGCUUGCGCUGCAGAACGUGGGCACUGCCAAGCUCGACGGCAGCGACGUUCUGGUUGCGCCAGACGAUACUCUGGAAAGUGAAAUUUACGUUUUUUACUUCGACAUGAUGUGGGCGUUUGAUAACGGUAUGGAAUUGAAGAACCAGUUCUAUUACGAAAGUUAUGAGAAUUUGAGUGAAAAUGCCUACGGCUUUUCCCAGUUCCAGGAAGCCUGGGUCAUCGAAGACAAGCUGGUUCUGUCCGGUAAAAUUGAAACAGAUGGCAUAACCACUAACUGGCAGCUGUCACCUUCGAUUCGUCACACCGAUUUUGAACGUGGUGAUGACUAUACCAACGAAUAUUUUGACCGCCGCGAUCUUACUGGACCGUCAACCGCGUUAGAUCGUCGGUUGCUGUCGACACGCAUUGAUGAUGAUUACACCGAGUACUAUAUUGGCGAUUAUACCAAUCUGGCUUUUGCAGCCAUGGUUGACGUCACUUUCGAUAUGGGUCUCAACAUCAUCGCAGGUGCGCGUUAUGAUGUGCUUGAUCUUGAGUCCAAGCAGCCAUUUGAAAAGCUCCUGUUCGCCAGCUCAAACAACUUCUGUUUCCCAGCAACAGCUGCUGACUAUGACGCAGAUUGCGGCAACGCGCUGCAGGCAGACGAUGAGGUGGAAGGUGUAUCCUGGACCUUCAGUGUCAGCUAUGACACACCGAUCGGUCUUCGUCCGUACAUCACGUUCUCUGAGCAAUCUACGUUGAUUGCGGGACAAGGCGCAGACCUGGGUACAAACAGUAUUCGUGACGGUGGCGCGUUUGAUACCUCUGAGCUGAUGGAGUUUGGUCUUAAAGGCAGCCUGCUCGAUGAUAAGCUGUACUUCGCCCUGGCUUAUUACGAGCAGGAGCGUACAGACUUUUCCGCCCAGUCUAUUGUGACUAACCAGAGUACUGAAACGGAAGGUAUUGAAUUUGAAUUGCGCUGGUCCGUCACCGACAAACUGUUAAUGACAGCAGGCUGGUCAAACACAGAAGUUGUGAACAUUAAUACCCUCGAUACGGGUUAUCGUUUCAGCUUCAUCGGUGCUGACGAUCUGCCUAACGUACCAGCAGAAGCACUCUACGGCGGUACCUUGGGCGGCAACAUUUACCGCCCCGGACGCAGUGGUGCGGUGCGUGCCGGUAUGCCUGAGAAUGUUUAUUCCGUCACUGGUACCUACGAUUUCACCGAACGCUUUGCCGGCCAUUUCAGCGUAAUCUAUGCUGAAGAAACCAAUUCAGGUUUCUCUGGCCAGGUAGAACUGCCUGACUACACAUUGGUUAAUAUGGGUAUGUUGUUCCACGGCGACCAGUGGAUGCUGGGUGUGAAUAUCAAGAACGUUACCGACGAAGAGUAUUUCCGCUCUAAUUUCCCCAACCUGUUUGGCGGAACCAUUGUUUUGCCGGAACUGCCACGUCACUAUUCCGCGACGUUACAGUACAGCUUCUAA